Molecule: messenger RNA, 426 nt
Organism: Stomoxys calcitrans (stable fly)
Lineage: Eukaryota; Metazoa; Arthropoda; Insecta; Diptera; Muscidae
Product: alkaline ceramidase-like
Exons: 3
Coding region: 1-426 (141 amino acids)
Biological process (GO): ceramide metabolic process
Cellular component (GO): membrane
Molecular function (GO): hydrolase activity, acting on carbon-nitrogen (but not peptide) bonds, in linear amides
Source: RefSeq, a predicted model, not a curated record
AUGAUUUUUGAGACCAAAAACCUGGACUUACACAAAUGGAAGAACAAAAAUUACCCGGAAUUUCAGGGAACCCGGGAUAGAAAGAGACAAGAUAUAUUCAUUUACAGAGUUCAAGACCAAAGGGUCUAUCGUUUGGGAUUACGUUCAACUGCUGUUUGGGGUAUUGCCGUCUUUUGCUGGGUAAAUGACCGCCUCUUCUGUGAUAUUUGGUCAGCGAUAAGUUUCCCAUAUUUACAUGGAUUUUGGCAUGUAUUCAUCUUCAUCGCCGCCUACACCUUACUGGUAGUCUACGCUUACUUAUAUGUGGAGAGUGAACUGCCACAGCGCCAACCAUUGCUCAAAUAUUGGCCAGUCAACGAAUUCGAAUUUGGCAUACCAUUCAUAUCCAUACGCAAUCCCGGUAAAGAGUUUAAAAAUUCAAUUUAA